AUGAAAGAGGCAGUCACGAAAGCGCAACUCAAGACGACAGAGUUUAUCCGCUUCAUCGCUGGCGCCAAGACUCGCGUGUACUGUAGAACAUCAGACAUAUUCCGUGCAAGACACGAAUGCCUCAUAUACACUAUUCACCACACCAACCGCCAUCAUGCGAGCCUCAAGAUUGCGAGCUUCCAUCCUGCCAUAACUUCUCCUCGUCUCCUGGAAUCUCCAUGCCAAUACCUGAUCGCCAGCGGAUCAGCAAAGAAGAAACUCGUUGAUCACGGAAAGGAGCACGAAGGAUUCAAGAGGCACGACGAACACAAGGAGGAAGAGGCCAGGGCGAAGCAAACAGACGACAACGAGAAGCUGAGAAAGACCAACUCGGUCAACAAGAACAUGGACUUCAAGACGGAUGAUGCAAGCAGCUCCAAGCAGUCAAAUUAA
Neurospora tetrasperma FGSC 2508 is the source of this 432-nucleotide messenger RNA. RefSeq lists its product as uncharacterized. NCBI's taxonomy places the organism in Eukaryota, Fungi, Ascomycota, Sordariomycetes, Sordariales, Sordariaceae. The coding region runs from base 1 to 432 and encodes 143 amino acids. The transcript has 4 exons. The record is from RefSeq and is a predicted model, not a curated record.